UCUGUGCUGUGAUGACUGUACUUCAGGGUAAGUACAUUUUCUGCAAGUACAAAACAAAUCCUGUUGCUCUUGAUAGGAAUUGGGUGUCCUUGGGAUAUGAUCACUAUCGUUGGCUGAUAUUCGAGUGCAGAAAGAACAGACUAAAGGGACGCUUUUUGGACGCCACGGACAAAGCACUAGGGAUAAAAUGUAUGUGAAAUGGUUUGAUACAGUAAUGUUUUACUAUGUGAUUUUAGUGUAUUUAGUGAAUGUCACUUUUUGUUAUUUUCAAAUUUCCCACCAGUUCUGUCCCCGUACGUCCUGACGUCGCAGGGGACAGAACCCAGAAGACAGAUGCCGGCAUCGGCCGUAGGACAUUACAGGGGACACUGCAGGAGGGACA
This is a messenger RNA of Staurois parvus, 382 nucleotides long. The record is from the annotation of a GenBank genome assembly. Lineage: Eukaryota; Metazoa; Chordata; Amphibia; Anura; Ranidae.